Messenger RNA from Dalotia coriaria, 2091 nucleotides. RefSeq names its product protein O-mannosyl-transferase TMTC1-like. The coding region runs from base 6 to 2042 and encodes 678 amino acids. The transcript has 11 exons. Gene Ontology annotation, molecular function: protein binding. The record is from RefSeq and is a predicted model, not a curated record. Lineage: Eukaryota; Metazoa; Arthropoda; Insecta; Coleoptera; Staphylinidae.
UGGGGAUGAAAAAGCCGGCGGUUUGGCCAAUUUACGUGGUCGUUGGCACGGCGGCGGCCGCUUGUUAUGCGAACGCACUCGGUGGUGAGUUUGUGCAUGAUGACAUCCCGGCGGUGGUGCUCAAUGGCGAUGUGGUGGCGGCGAGGCCUAUUCUUGAUGUUUUUCGGAAUGACUUCUGGGGGACGCCGAUGGCUGAUCCGCAUAGUCACAAAUCAUAUAGGCCUUUAACUACGUUGAGUUUUAGAUUAAACUUUUGCUUGUUCGGUUUACAUUCGUUCUGGUUCCACCUAACGAACAUAAUCUUACACUCUAUAACUUCAACGCUUUUUGUGCGAACAUGUUUGGAGGUGGCACGCCUAGAAGCGCCGUUCGCCACAGUCGCUGGCCUCCUCUUCGCUGUGCAUCCAGUACACACCGAAGCAGUAACUGGAAUUGUUGGCAGGGCGGACGUGCUUGCAGGUCUUCUCUUCCUUGCAUCCCUGCUAAACUAUAAUCAGUCUCGAAACACACAGAGUAUAAUUUUUGGAGGGUUGAGUAUGCUUGCGAAGGAAACAGGCAUUACGAUAUUUUUAGUCAAUUUUUUCUUUGACUUGUAUAAGAGUUAUCCGAGGCUCAAAAAUGAUUUUGUCGAUGUGCAAUGGACAAUGGAGACUAAAAAUUUCACAAAACGGACCCUAAUCAAUUUUAUUGCGUUUGGGGUAUUAAUCACCUUCAGACUAUACGUCCUACAAGGAUCUCUACCAAUGUUUUCCGAACAGGAUAAUCCCGCUGCGUUCCACCCAUGCAUAUUAGUAAGGACAAUGACAUUCUGCUAUCUGGCCGCGUUUAACUGGUGGCUCCUGCUGUGUCCUGCGACCCUCUCGCACGACUGGCAGAUGGGCUCCGUUCCGCUGGUCACGUCGCCGGAGGACUCGCGCAAUCUGCUCACGUGCCUCUGCUUCGUCCUCGUGCUGUUGCUCUUCGCCCGCAGUCUUUUAGAUUUCGAGAGCCAGGAAAGUGCGCCGAUUAUCCUGGGACUGCUAAUGCUCGUACUUCCGUUUGUUCCGGCUGCUAAUUUGUUCGUCACUGUGGGAUUUGUCAUCGCCGAACGCAUUUUAUACAUACCAAGCAUGGGAAGUAUACUUCUAAUUGUGACUGGAAUACGCCACCUAUGGCAUGUUUACCAUCGCCAGCGACAGACAAUCUUCUCCUGCCUACUCCUAUUAUUCAUGUGUCAAAGCCUCCGCUGCGUUGUGCGCAAUCGCGACUGGCUUUCACGCGAAUCCCUCCUCCGUGCAGGAAUUGCAACGUUGCCACACAACGCAAAAAUGCAUUAUAACUACGGCAACUUUCUACGGGAUUCAGCGCAUUACGAACUAGCAAUGGCGCAUUACUACACCGCAUUAAGAUUGUGGCCUUCAUAUGCAAGCGCACAUAACAACCUAGGCACACUAUUGAAGGACCCACACGAAGCCGAAAUGCAUUUUAAAUUAGCGAUACGUUUCUCCAAAGAUCACCUGAACGCACAUUAUAACCUUGGUAAAAUGUACCGGAUGAAUAACACGGAGGAAUCGUACAAAAUGUUGAAAAAGUGUCUGUCAAUUGACGCGACGUUCAAACCAGCGUUUAUUGAGUUAUGUAGAUUGAACACGAAAUGGAAUUACAGUGGAUAUACAGGGCGUUUCCUGAAAAAAAUCGUUGAGAUUAAUCAUCAUGACUAUGAAUAUGCGAAGGUUUAUGCACAACGGCUGCAAAAACAAGGCAAUUUAAAACUAGCGUUUAAAUAUUUUAUGUAUGCUGGAGGAUUUACGCAAACAAAACACGAUGGGAUGAUUGGCGCAAUGCAAAUUUUACGGUGUUUUGAUAGUCAAGGACGAUUAUUUCAGCUUAUUACCAGAUAUCAAGCAAUACAUCGCUUUUCAAGUGGAUUAACUUCAAUUCACACAAACGCGUAUCUUCAAAGAUGGCAUUUGAACUUUGAAGUAAGUAAUCAAGCAAGAAGCUACGUCCUGGGCGAGAAACAAAGGAAUUUAACGAAAUUGUAUACCUACAGUGAUAUUUAACAAAGUUAAUGUAAAAAUAAACACAAUAAAUAAAAUGGAACAAAAGCAA